This is a messenger RNA of Asterias rubens (European starfish), 6206 nucleotides long. Its product is annotated as chromodomain-helicase-DNA-binding protein 1-like. Gene Ontology annotation, cellular component: nucleus; chromatin. The transcript is spliced from 38 exons. The record is from RefSeq and is a predicted model, not a curated record. The coding region runs from base 164 to 6118 and encodes 1984 amino acids. NCBI's taxonomy places the organism in Eukaryota, Metazoa, Echinodermata, Asteroidea, Forcipulatida, Asteriidae. Gene Ontology annotation, biological process: nucleosome organization; regulation of transcription by RNA polymerase II. Gene Ontology annotation, molecular function: ATP hydrolysis activity; histone binding; chromatin binding.
GUCGGAAAUUGCAAAAUUGUUUUCCUUGGGACCAUGUCGCAGACAGAGCGAGGGAAGAACGUAUUUUUGCAAAUAGAGUUUGUCUCACUUUUGUAAAAAUCGCACGACGAUAAUCGCAUGUGAACAACAUUUCAAAACGAGGGUGCGGUGCGUCGCAUCAAACAUGAACCAGUACCCCUUUUUGUCAUCCGAUGGCUAUCGGGGGUUCCCUCCCAAACAGCCAAUAAACCCGCACGUUUCACCGGCCAGCACGUUGCCGGCUGCUCCGCCUGCAUCCACCGCUGCUCUGUUAACCACCGCUCCGCUGCCGAGCGAUUUACCGGAGUCUCCGGCGUUCAUCUAUACCCCUUCCAAACAUCAUCAAAACCUACAGAUAAUGCAGCAAGAUAGAUCAUCAGAUGAAGACGAAAAAAUGCAAGACAACGGCGACAACACUUCGGAAGAAGAGAACAAUUCCAGCUCCAGCAACAGCUCUGCAGAGGAGCAUGAUUCAAAUAAUGAGAGCCACUCAGAAGCAGAAGCUGCUUCGGGGUCAGCCUCCAACUCCAAUAAACAAUCGGCUAGUGAUUCGGACUCUAGCAGCCAAUCCGAGAAUGCCAGCUCAGACUCUGAUGAAAAGUCAGAAGAAAACUCAGAUGUUGACGUCGAUGUUGAUGAUGAUGAUGAAGAUAAGAACGAUAAUGAUGAUGACGACGACGAUGACGAUGAAGAUAAAGACGAAGAAGAAGAGAGUGAAAAUGAACUUGAAGAUGAAGACGAUCAAUCAGAUGAUGAUGAAGAUGACGAUAGUGACUCAAAGAAACGGAAGUCAAGGGCUUCUAAGAGAGCUAAGCUUAGCCCAUCCAAAAGAAGAGACAGCGUGAAAGAUCUCAAAGAGGCGAAAGAUGAUAGACAGUUCUGGGAAGAAGAUCCUGAAAUGUAUGGAGUCAGAAGAUCUGGAAGGUCACGUAAAGAAGUGGAUCGAUUUCAAGUCACUAAAGUUGAGGAAGAGGAUGAGGACAGACCGCCAAGACGAAGAAGAACAAGCAGUUCAGGAGGAGGAGGUGGACCAACAGGAUCAUCGGGAGGAGGCAAGUCAAAGAGGAAAGGCUCAGUCUUUUCAUUGAUGAGCAGAAAGAAGGCGUGGUCUAGCAGUAAGUUGAGCGACUCAUCGGAUGAGGAGAGCAGUGAGUCUGACUUUGAGCCUUCAGCUAGGCGUAGGGGACAGAGAACCAAGGCUAAGCCAAAGCCGAGGGCUUGCACUAGGCCACAAGCAAGAAUCAAAGGAACACCAAAACGAAAACCAUUGGUUGCGAGCAGAAAGCGGAAACGGAAAGGUUCAUCAAGCUAUGAUGAUACAGAUAGUGAUGGAAAGUCCAAGAGACAAAGCAGCCAAAGAACAGCCAAAUCAAACAUCAGCUACAAGGAAGAUGAUAGUAAUGCAGAAACGGAUUCUGAUGAGAUCAUUGAAGCGACUGCUGGUGUAGAUGAGAACGACAAUAGUGAGAUCAUCGAGAGAGUCUUGAAACAUCAUAUCGGAAGAAAAGGAAAAACUGGAGGUAUGACAACAACCUACGCAGUAGAAGCAGAUGGGGAUCCCAAUGAGGACGUUGAACCCGGUGAGGAGGAUGCAGAGACACACUACCUGAUUAAGUGGAAGAACUGGGCUCAUAUCCAUAACACAUGGGAGUCUGAAGGUAGUCUAAAGGAGCAGAAAGUCAGAGGGAUGAAGAAACUGGAGAACUACAUCCAGCGAGAGACGGAGAUACAAGAAUGGAAGAAAGUUGUAUCCCCCGAAGAUAUAGAGUACUUUGAAUGUCAAUAUGAGAUGACCAUGCAGCUGUUUGAACAAUGCCAACGGGUGGAAAGAGUCAUAGCGCAGGGAACUGGCAACCAGUCUACUGAGCAUCACUCUAGCCAGCCAGACUACCUUUGUAAGUGGCACGGCCUCCCUUACUCUGAUUGUACGUGGGAAGAUGGUGACCUGAUCUCCAGAAACUUCCAAGUCUGCAUCGAUGAGUUCCUGAGACGAAAUAAAUCCCAGAGAAUCCCCUCUAGGAGUGCUAAGGUUUUGAGACAGCGGCCAAGAUUUGUAGCUUUGAAGAAACAACCAUCUUAUGUUGGAUCUGAUGAGUUGGAGCUAAGGGAUUACCAACUGGAUGGUUUGAACUGGCUCGCUCACUCCUGGUGCAAGAAAAACAGUGUGAUCCUUGCCGAUGAGAUGGGAUUGGGUAAAACCAUACAAGUCAUUGCGUUCCUCUCGUACCUGUACAACGCUCACCAGCUGUAUGGUCCCUUCCUGAUCGUUGUUCCACUGUCCACUAUGACGUCAUGGCAGAGAGAGUUUGGGAUCUGGGAUCCAGACAUGAAUGUAGUGGUGUACAUUGGAGAUCUCAAUAGUAGAAAUAUGAUUCGUGAGAAUGAAUGGUGUCACAAUGGUAACAGAAACAGGUUAAAGUUCAACACUAUUCUGACGACAUAUGAGAUUCUUCUCAAAGACAAGUCUUUCCUUGGCAGCGUGCCGUGGGCGGUUUUGGUCGUUGAUGAAGCCCACCGACUUAAAAAUGACGACUCCCUCCUUUAUAAAACACUCAAGAACUUUGACACCAACCACCGAUUACUCAUCACUGGAACACCCCUGCAGAACUCCCUCAAAGAGCUUUGGUCCCUCCUUCAUUUCAUCAUGCCUGACACAUUUCCAGAUUGGGAGACGUUUGAGGCAGAGUUCUCCUGCGCAGACAAGAACGGCUAUGCCAAUCUUCAUCAAGAACUGGAGCCAUUCCUGCUGAGGAGGGUCAAGAAAGACGUAGAGAAAUCACUUCCAGCUAAGGUUGAACAGAUACUGAGAGUGGAAAUGAGCACCACACAGAAACAGUACUACAAGUGGAUACUGACAAAAAAUUUCCGUGCCCUGACUAAGGGCGUGAAAGGCAGCACGGGCAGCUUCAUCAACAUCGUGAUGGAGCUUAAGAAAUGCUGUAAUCAUCCUCAUCUCGUCAAAAUACCACCGGAAAACGAAGAUAUAGACCAUCAGCAAGAGGUUAAGAUGAGUGGCAAGGUGGUGUUACUGGACAAGCUCUUAGUACGACUUCAUGAGAGGGGUCAUCGUGUGCUCAUCUUCUCACAGAUGGUUCGGAUGCUUGACAUCUUGGCUGACUACUUACGCUAUAAGCACUUCCAAUUUCAGCGGCUUGACGGCUCAAUCCAAGGGGAGCUUAGGAAGCAAGCCCUUGACCACUUCAAUGCUGAUGGAUCUCAGGAUUUCUGUUUUUUGUUAUCUACAAGAGCUGGAGGUCUUGGGUUGAAUCUUGCCACUGCAGACACCGUCAUCAUCUUUGAUUCAGACUGGAAUCCACAGAAUGACAUACAGGCUAUGGCUAGAGCGCAUAGAAUCGGACAGAGGAACCAGGUGAACAUUUAUCGUCUGGUAACAAAAGGCAGCGUGGAAGAAGACAUUGUAGAGAGAGCUAAAAGGAAGAUGGUCUUAGAUCACUUGGUCAUCCAAAGAAUGGACACAACUGGACGUACAGUGCUGUCCAAGUCAUCCACUCCAGCCAGUCAUACACCAUUCAACAAGGAGGAGUUGGCGGCCAUUUUAAAGUUUGGGGUUGAAGAUUUAUUCAAGGAGGCUGAUGGGGAGGAGGUUGAACAGCAGGAGAUGGAUAUUGAUGCGAUCUUAGAGAGGGCAGAGACGAGAGAAGCUGAGGAUAAUGGAGGAGCAGGGGAAGAGCUCCUCUCACAAUUCAAAGUUGCCAAUUUCUCCACGAUGGAUGAAGAGACGGUGGUAGAGGAUACUGGCAAGGAUUGGGAAGACAUCAUUCCUGCAGUCAAUCGCCUCAAAGUAGAGGAAGAUGAGAAACAGAAAGAGCAACUCCAGCUCUAUUUACCUCCAAGAGUCCGUAAACAAGUCAACAGGAUGACAUACCAAGGCAGUGACUCUGAAGCCUCAGUCGCUCUCAAGAAGCGCACCAAGAGGUCGCGGUCGUCGAGCUCUAGCAGUGAAACGGACGACAGUGACGCAGACAAGAAAGCCAAGAGGCCGCGUGGUAGACCAAGGACCUCACGUCGAGAUGGUGUACAUGGAUUCACCGAUGCUGAAAUAAGACGAUUCAUUAAGAGUUACAAGAAAUUUGGUGAACCUCUCACAAGAUUAGAAGCAAUAGCCGGCGAUGCAGAACUGCAAGAGAAGUCUCAAGCAGACUUAAUGAAGCUUGGGACAAUGAUCCAUGAAGGAUGUUCAAGAGCAGUCCAUGAAUAUGAAGAGAGACUACGUGAAGAGGCUGACUUUGAUGGCAAGAAGAGAGGAGCAACAUUGAAGAUAUCUGGUGUGACCAUUAAUGCUCCGUCAUUGCUCAAACAUGAAGAUGAAUUCAAAGCAUUAGUACAAAGUAUUCCCGCUGAUCCUGUGGAGAGAAAGAAGUAUCAGCUAGAGUGUCGUGCUAAGGUAGCACAUUGGGACGUUGAGUGGGGUGUAGAUGAUGACUCGAAUCUACUGAAGGGUAUCUAUGAGUAUGGUAUGGGCAGCUGGGAAGCAAUCAAGAUGGAUCCAGAACUCAAUCUUCAUGAUAAGAUUCUGUGGACAGAUCCACAGAAGAAGCCCCAAGGCAAGCAGCUUCAGACGAGAUGUGAGUACCUCAUCAAACUACUGAAGAAGCAGAGAGACAAGGAGGAAUUGAUAGCCGAGCAACCAAAGAAAUCCAGGAAAAUCAAAGAAACGUCAUCCACCACACCAGCAACCGUCAAACGAGAACCAAAGACCAAAGCCAAUAACCGUAAGAAAGCCGACAAUAAUGAGGAGGCCCACCCUGAGCCGACCAAGAAGACGAAAGGCAGGAAGGGAGGACGUAAGAAAGCAAAAGAUGAUGCAAAGGAAGAGAAGGAGAAUAAGGAGCAAGGAGAGACAAAGAGGAAGAAAAAGAAGGUGAAGACGGAGGAGCCGGAAGAAGAAGGAGAGAUCGUUGAUGAUGAGCCAGAACCAAAAAAAGACAAGAAGGGUAAGGAGAAGCCUGAACCCAAAGGAGCCAAGAAGGGUCACAAGGAGUUACCCCCUAUGCAUAUCACAGCCCAGAGAAAUCCAGUUUUUAUCGACCCAACAGGCGAGCUGGAUGAGGCUACAUUUAGUGCCUGUAAGGAGAAAAUGAGACCAGUGAAAAAGGCCUUGAAGCUUCUUGACAACCCGCCGGAAGAAGUCUCCGAGAAGGAACAAGUCAAUCAUACCAGACAGUGUCUCUUAAAGAUCGGUGAUCACAUCACUGACUGCAUCUUAAAUCUCAAGGAUGCGGACAAGAUCCACGAGUGGAAAGGCUACCUGUGGACGUUUGUUGCAAAGUUCACCGAGUACGACGCCAAGAAAUUAUAUAAAUUGUAUAGACAUGCACAGAGGAAACGAGACGACGAAAGGGAAGAGAUGAAACAUUCAACCGGUGGGAAUCAACAAGGUCACAAGCAGAGAGCUCCAGACUGGGCUGGGGGAUCUAAACCAAGAGAAGGGUACUUCCCAGGCCAGGGACAGACCCAAAGCUAUAGCCACCAGCAGGGAAUCAAACGACCCCUCUCUGGUGGGGAGGGGGCAUCGGAGCGAUCCAGGGGCGACAGGGAAAGUGGUCACCCACUCCCUACCAACCCUCGCAUGCACCAACGUCCCCCUGGCUCGGCAGAUCGAUACAGUGGUGAUCAUCGGCAGGAUGGCCGUGGACCUACCAGGGGUCCGUUUAGGGACAGGUAUGGUUCCGGUGACGCCACAUCGUCGUAUAGUCGUUCUCACCAAUAUGAUAAUCACCGCUUUGGUAAUAGUUACUCGGGGAGGGAUAGAGAAGAAAAUAUCUCAAGGUAUAACAAUGAAAGCAAACGGGAACGAGACCCUCCAUCAGGGAGAUCGUAUCAUGGGAACCGAGGGGAGGAGCACAACAGACGACGCAACAGCGACAAAACAGACAACUCAAGCCACAGCCAGCAUCAGUCCGGGAGCAGGGAUGACCGCUUCCAUCAUUCUCACAGUGACAGUAAACGACGAAAGGACGGGUCUCGGGAGAGGGACAGAGGGGAGCAUCACCGGCCGUCGGAUUGGUCCGAUCAUCGACCGGAGAGACACAGGGAGCACCGGCAAGAUUCAUGGUCCAGUGGUGACCAUAGCAGGUAGCUGUGGCUUUUGGGUUGCUGGUUUUCAAAGUCUCAUGUUGUGUCCAGCUAGGGUCAAGACCAGACCCCACGUUAAAGCCUAUCUUGUA